This is a messenger RNA of Babesia microti strain RI, 1134 nucleotides long. RefSeq lists its product as hypothetical. The record is from RefSeq and is a predicted model, not a curated record. The coding region runs from base 1 to 1134 and encodes 377 amino acids. The transcript is spliced from 2 exons. NCBI's taxonomy places the organism in Eukaryota, Apicomplexa, Aconoidasida, Piroplasmida, Babesiidae.
AUGAUUUGCAUAUAUGUGAUAAUAUUUGCUGUGACUAGGUGCUAUGGGAUGGAUGAGGAGGGAAGAUUACUGCGAGUACCCAGUGCCAGACAACCCAUUUCCCGAGACAUAAGCUUUGUCAACAGGGAUACCCAGACAAUGCAACUACCCGUCCAUUGUCCCAUCCACACUAUGAUAGAGCUUUCCCAUCAUAUGGCACAAAGCGCUCCUACAGACACACCAAAUGCACCGAGCGGCGAAAAUCGUAUGAAUAAUACAAGAAAUGGUGAGGGAGAAAGAAUACAUAAUAGGCGGGAUAUACCGCACAUACAACAGCCAUCCAACACAGAAGGUUCGCAAAAUAGAGUAGUAGUGCCUUGGGGGGAUACUUAUUAUGUAUUUCGUAAUCCCACUCAUAAUUUGCGCCCACAACUUCCUAUGCCUGUGAGGUGGGAAAGCCAUAUAAUCCUGGAUUUAGAUAAUACGGUCGUACCAAUGGGAGUAGGAAUAAAGAGUUACGGGGAGCGGGUGUUUAUCUUCACGAUAAACGUGAUUUUUUUCAGGAUGAAUCGCGUUUCGUUUGGUAACACAAAUGUACCUAUACCGCCAGGUUCUAGGAAUUGUAUAAUUUGGAUAUACAAAGAAGCUGGGUUGUACCGUGUAACAGUGGAGUUUUUGCACGAUGGCAAGUGGAUUUCCAAAGAAUAUCUUGAAAGGGGGCCAGGUGUUAAUAUGUUUAGACAAAUCAGUUUGCACAUACAUGAUAGCGUUAAUUCUGAGCCGAAUAAUCCAUUUGCAAAUGAGACGAUUACUCCAAUUAAUUUAAUGUUACCUACAGAAUUGGAUAUAAACGACCCCAAUUGGAUCAGAGGCAUACCUCAAGGAGUCUUUGUCGUCGAUAUGCCAGGCAAUCCCCUUAAAUACUUUGAGAUAACGGGUUCUCGCGUGCAGAUAAGUAGAGUUAAAUUCGGCGACAUAGUUGUAGGUUUCGCCGGACACUCGAAGAGGUUAAUUUGGGCAUACAAGGUCAACGCGCUCAAGCACGUAAGGAUUGAAAAUUAUUCGACGCACAUUUGGUAUGGCGAGCUUUGGACUGAAGUGGCACCUGGGUCUAAUAGUUUUAGGCUAGUAGAUUGUUGGGCCUUCCCUGCCUAG